Molecule: messenger RNA, 339 nt
Organism: Dichotomopilus funicola
Lineage: Eukaryota; Fungi; Ascomycota; Sordariomycetes; Sordariales; Chaetomiaceae
Exons: 2
Coding region: 1-339 (112 amino acids)
Source: RefSeq, a predicted model, not a curated record
AUGACCGAGCACCCGGACGCAUCGAGCCGUCGGCGUCGAGCCUCGCUAUCCGAUAUCACCCAGGCAAAGCGCCCCCGGAUUAACACGCCUCUGGUAUCCUCCGGAUGGCCUGGAGUUUCCGAAGAUCGGCCUGCGCAGGAUCAUACACCCAACGACGCCUACCGGCGACAAGCAUUGGCCGAAUUGGAGCAGGCUACGCCGUUGCCAGGCUCGCACGGCGAGGAGACAAACCAUCUUCUUCGCAAACUGCUAGUCAAGGUGCAGCACCCGAAUAGGGAGAGCAGCCGUGGAGCAGUCGAAGCCUUGUUCUGCACCGGCGAUAAAGCAGCACGGCAAUAA